Gymnodraco acuticeps is the source of this 1266-nucleotide messenger RNA. Its product is annotated as DNA (cytosine-5)-methyltransferase 3C-like. NCBI's taxonomy places the organism in Eukaryota, Metazoa, Chordata, Actinopteri, Perciformes, Bathydraconidae. The record is from RefSeq and is a predicted model, not a curated record. The transcript has 10 exons. Gene Ontology annotation, molecular function: DNA (cytosine-5-)-methyltransferase activity, acting on CpG substrates; DNA binding. The coding region runs from base 1 to 1266 and encodes 421 amino acids. Gene Ontology annotation, cellular component: nucleus. Gene Ontology annotation, biological process: negative regulation of transcription by RNA polymerase II.
AUGGGAGUGGAGUACCUUUACCAGCAAACUGGUCAAGUUCUUCAGGACUACAAGCUGGCCAUACAAGAGUCAGAGAGCAGCGAGGUGGCAAUAGAGGUUCAUGCAGGUCAUGCUGAACCUGAGGAGUUUCAGGACUUCACUGUCCUCACCUUCCACCUUCAAAGGUUACCUGCUGCCUCAUCAAAAGCAUCGUCCUCUGUAUCUCCGUCUCCAUCCACCAGCACCCUGUCCUUGCGCACCCUGUCCUCACUGUCUGCGGUCCUUCCUCCAUCCUCCACCAGCACCCAGUCCUCACUGUCUGUGCACCGUGUUUACCCGUCCAUCCCUGCAAACCUGAGGAGACCGAUCAAAGUUCUGUCCCUGUUUGAUGGCAUAGCAACAGGCUACCUGGUGCUGAAGGAUCUCGGCUUCAAAGUAGACGAAUGUUAUGCUUCAGAGAUUUGUGAGGAUUCGAUUGCAGUGGCGACCGUCAACCACGACGGGAAGAUCAUCCACGUUGGAGACGUCCGCUUCAUCACCCAGAAACACCUGGAGCAGUGGGGUCCGUUUGAUAUGCUGAUCGGUAGCAGCCCCUGUAACGACCUCUCCAUCGUCAACCAUUUAAGAAAAGGCCUCUAUGAGGGCAGUGGCAGGCUGUUCUUUGAGUACUACCGCAUCCUCCAGCUGCUGAAGCCCAAGGAGGAAGACCCCAGGCCGUUCUUCUGGCUCUUUGAGAACGUCGUCUUAAUGAACACACAUGACAAAGUCAACAUCUGCCGCUUCCUCGAGGUGGGCAAUAUUUGGUUUAUUUUUAUGUUGAGCUCCCCUGCUCACAGAGCACGAUACUUCUGGGGAGAAAUCCCGGGGAUGAGCAGGCCCAUCAUAGCGUCCCAGAACGACAAGCUGAUUCUGCAGGACUGUUUAGAGAUCGGAAGAGAAGCCAGGGUCACCAAAGUGAGGACGAUCACUACCAAUUCAAACUCUCUAAGGCAGGGCAAAGGACCGUCCUCUCUGCUGCCCGUCGUCUACAACGGCAGGGAAGACAGCCUCUGGAUCACUGAACUGGAAAAGAUCUUUGGUUUCCCCAAACAUUACACGGACGUGAGGAACAUGACCCGGCAGCAGAGGCAGAAGGUGUUGGGGGAGUCGUGGAGCGUGCCCGUCAUCCGCCACCUCUUCGCUCCCCUCAAGGAAUAUGUUGCCUGUGAGAAGCUGCCUCCUCUGACCAUAUCCUCCAUCUCCUCCACAUCCUCCCCUGACUCUCCAGAGAUGAUGCAACUCAGAUAG